This is a messenger RNA of Wyeomyia smithii (pitcher-plant mosquito), 2274 nucleotides long. RefSeq names its product alpha-soluble NSF attachment protein (gene alphaSnap). Gene Ontology annotation, cellular component: SNARE complex; vacuolar membrane. The record is from RefSeq and is a predicted model, not a curated record. Gene Ontology annotation, molecular function: soluble NSF attachment protein activity; syntaxin binding. The coding region runs from base 163 to 1044 and encodes 293 amino acids. Lineage: Eukaryota; Metazoa; Arthropoda; Insecta; Diptera; Culicidae. Gene Ontology annotation, biological process: SNARE complex disassembly; intracellular protein transport. The transcript is spliced from 5 exons.
AGAAAAGCUGUCAAUCGACGAGCGAGGACACAAGAAACUGCGUUAGAGGAAAAAUCAAUAAUAAAAGUUCUUCGUUCGACUGGUGAAAGUGGACGAAUUAUUGUGAAAAUUGUGUGAAAUCCUGCGAUAAUCGUGUAAAAAAGUGGUAAACUAACCGAAACAAUGGCUGAUAACGAACAGAAGGCGUUGCAGCUGAUUGCCGAAGCCGAGAAGAAGCUGAAUUCAUCGAAAGGGUUUUUCGGGUCACUAUUUGGUGGUGGUUCCAACAAGGUCGAAGAUGCCGUGGAAUGUUACCAACGGGCGGCCAACAUGUUCAAGAUGGCAAAGAAAUGGGCCCAAGCUGGGUCCGCCUUCUGCGAUGCAGCCAACUUGCAUUCCAAGGCCGGCAGUCGUCAUGACGCGGCCACCAACUACGUCGAUGCGUCCAACUGUUACAAGAAGGUAGACCCGAAUGAAGCGGUUACCUGUCUGCUGAAGGCGAUCGACAUCUACACCGACAUGGGUCGCUUUACACUGGCGGCCAAACAUCAUCAGAGUAUCGCCGAAAUGUACGAAAAUGAAGCUAACGACUUGCAACGCGCCGUGCAGCAUUACGAACAAGCGGCUGAUUACUUUAAGGGCGAGGAAUCAACUAGCUCGGCUAACAAGUGCAUGCUGAAGGUGGCACAGUAUGCGGCCCAGCUGGAGGAAUACGAGAAGGCAAUCCAGAUCUACGAGCAGGUGGCCAGUUCCUGUUUGGACAGCUCACUGCUUAAGUAUAGCGCCAAGGAGUACUUCUUUCGCGCUGCCUUGUGCCACCUGAGCGUUGAUCUGCUGAAUGCUCAGCACGCACUCGAGAAGUACGCCCAACAGUAUCCUGCCUUCCAGGACUCGCGGGAGUACAAACUGGUCAAGACUCUUUGCGAGCACCUGGAGGAGCAGAACGUGGAUGGUUUCACCGAGGCGGUUAAGGAAUAUGAUAGCAUUUCACGGCUGGAUCAGUGGUACACUACCAUAUUGCUUAGAAUCAAGAAACAGGCUAAUGAUAACCCUGACUUGCGAUAAAUUCGAUUACCAUGUAAGUAGCAGGUCACUCAACUCCAUCUAUCUAUUAUAUGUAUAUCUCAACAAACAAAAAUAUUACAUUCGUUUUGAUCGAGUUGUUUGCAAAGGUUACAGUCGCCAAGCGAAUAUUGUUCGAUGGAUGUGUGCGCCAGCAGCAGCAGCAGGAGAAACACGUAGUAUCGCAAUCUUUUUUUAUUCUAGUUUGCGCUAUAUAAUACACCCAAGCAAAUAUUGUUACUUAUCCUUAGAUUAAGUACAGAGACUAUACAUGAUGAAAGAAAAUUCCGACAGGAAGAAAAGCAAAACUUCAGUUUGUUUUGUUACAGCGGAACUAACAUUCCGGUUGAGUUGUUGAAAUAAAUCCAAUUGUUUGUUGCUUAAUUCGUUUUUAAUAUAAACAGUUCAACGAGCGUGACGGGAAAAAUGCUACUGAGACAACAAUAAAAUCAAUUUUAUUCAUUCUUUUAGUUAUUACUAGUCAGAGUACAUGAAGUAGCUAUUACAAAAAAAAAAUCUUAACCAAAUGUUCUUCGCCGGAGAGUGAAAUCAAUAAACUUUGCAAGAACUUACGUUCGUAUCAUAGUAGAAAAAAUCCUUUUAAGAGAAGAAAAUUAAGGAUAAGAUCCAACCGAAGUUUACCUUAGGAUCAGCAAAAUUAAUUCGCUCUCAAAAGUGUUUAAAAUCAAGCAAACAAAAUAAGCUUCAAAGAUAGUCGCAGAAUCGUGUGUGAAAUCGUCGGUCUCUCGUGCAGAAAAAAAAUGAAAAGAAAACUAUACUCUAAAAAAACCCAAACCCAAGCGUAUAUAACAUAUUGAAAUAAUAUAGAAAAAUUCGUAAAAGGCUAUUCGUUCAAUCUCAGAAUAGAAAAAAAAAACGCUAACGAAAGAAAACUAACCCACAUAUUAUUGUACCGAACAUUGAAAGGCAAAGCAUAAAUUUAACUACUACCGGAGUUGACGAAAUAUUAAUAGAGUGAUGUGGCCGCGGCACCUCAGCGGACUGCACCACCAAAUCGACAUGUGCGAUGUGUCGUGAUUCAACUGCAUCUAGUUUACAAGCAAAACUGUGGUGCGAAUAAUGCGUGCAUGUGAGUGACAUCAACAUAGCUAAAGUGAAUCUGAUCGGACAAAAAAAACGCGAAAAAAAGAUUAAACAACAAACACUAAAAAAUUACAUGUUUCCGAAUUGCAAUAAAUAAAGACAACAAGGUACUAUGAAGGUAAAUAAUAA